Molecule: messenger RNA, 423 nt
Organism: Fonsecaea multimorphosa CBS 102226
Lineage: Eukaryota; Fungi; Ascomycota; Eurotiomycetes; Chaetothyriales; Herpotrichiellaceae
Exons: 2
Coding region: 1-423 (140 amino acids)
Biological process (GO): vesicle-mediated transport
Cellular component (GO): intracellular membrane-bounded organelle
Source: RefSeq, a predicted model, not a curated record
AUGGCCAGAUGUAUCGACAACAACGGCAACGCAUACAGAUGUAACUCAGCGUGGUACGACUGGGGUAGAUGGGUCGCCCUCGCCGUCAUCAUCCUCGGCGCAUUCCUCAUCUUCUUCCUCUUUAGCUUGUUGAGCGCUCGCCGAAGACGUCGCAUGGGCAGACAACCCAUGUACGGCACAGGAUGGGUGGGCCGCACUCCUUGGGGUCACGCUCCUGCCCAGUACAACCCGGGCUAUCAGCAAACACAACAAGCGCCGCCUGCCUACAAUCAAACUCAGAAUUACGGUGGCUACUACGGACAGAAUCAAGGCUACUUUGGCGGGAGACAGACGGAUUUCGAGAUGCAGCCGCCGGCAAACACCUACCGAGGAGGAGACGAUGUCUACACUCCCCCGACGGGUCCUCCACCAGCCAAAAAGUGA